This is a messenger RNA of Camelina sativa (false flax), 3475 nucleotides long. Its product is annotated as general transcription and DNA repair factor IIH subunit TFB1-1. The record is from RefSeq and is a predicted model, not a curated record. NCBI's taxonomy places the organism in Eukaryota, Viridiplantae, Streptophyta, Magnoliopsida, Brassicales, Brassicaceae.
UUCAAUGCAUUUUGUUGUCUUCCCACUUUACACCAGCUCAGCCUCUGUUCCUCUCCUUCUUCUUCUUUCUCUUCUCUUCCAAAACCAGAAAAUUCUGCAGAAUAACUUUUCAUUCACAAGAUUGGAAAGAUAGAGUUUUCCAAAUCCGAGAAACAAACACAAAAAUAUCUUGUCUUCGUCUAACAAAGAGAUAGCUCCAAAGUCCAAAACAAAACAAAACAGAGUACUCUGCUCUAUAAAUUUCGUUCCUUUAUUACUCUGGUCUAUAAAACAGAGUACUCUGCUUUUAUAAAUGAGUUAAAGAUCAGUAGUAAAGACAAGAAUGGCUGCCUUAUGUGUCACGUUACUUGUUCUUCUCUCAAUCUUUCUUUCAACACCACCAACUAUUCAAGGAAACGCAGAGCUGAAAGCUUUAAUGGAGCUCAAAUCAUCGCUUGACCCUGAGAACAAGCUUCUCCGAUCAUGGACGUUUAACGGCGACCCAUGCGACGGAUCUUUUGAAGGAAUCGCCUGUAACCAGCAUCUGAAAGUUGCAAACAUAUCUUUACAAGGGAAACGUUUGACCGGAAAAUUGUCUCCGGCAGUUGCAGAGCUCAAAUGUUUAUCAGGUCUUUACUUGCAUUACAAUAGUCUCUCCGGAGAGAUACCUCAAGAGAUCACAAAUCUCACUGAAUUAUCAGAUCUUUAUCUCAAUGUUAAUAACUUCUCCGGCGAGAUUCCGGCAGAGAUCGGCUCCAUGGCUGGUUUGCAAGUUAUGGAUCUUUGCUGCAACAGCUUAACAGGGAAGAUACCAAAUAACAUUGGAUCUUUGAAGAAACUAAACGUGUUGUCUCUGCAACACAACAAACUAACCGGAGAGGUUCCUUGGAGUGUGGGGAACUUGAGUAUGUUAAGCAGGCUUGAUUUGAGCUUCAACAGUCUGUUAGGUCUAAUCCCAAAAACCCUAGCCAACAUUCCUCAGUUGGAUACUCUUGACUUGCGCAACAAUACUCUCUCUGGCUUUGUUCCUCCUGGUCUCAAGAAGUUGAAUGGGAGAUUCCAGUUUGAGAACAACACAGGAUUAUGUGGUAUAGAUUUCCCUUCUUUGAGAGAUUGUUCUGCUUUCGACGAAGCAAACAUCGAAUUCAAGCAGCCUCCGGGUGAAACAGACACUGAUAAAUCAAGUCUUCACAACAUAUCUGAGUCUGUAUAUAUCCAGAAGCAUUGCAACCAAACACAUUGCCACAAAUCCUCAUCAAAACUCCCACAAGUUGCGUUGAUAUCAAGCGUGAUCACCGUCUCUAUAACAUUGAUUGGUGCCGCUAUAUUAACCUUCUUUCGCUACAGAAGAAGGAAGCAAAAGAUUAGUAACACACCAGAGUUCUCCAAGGGAAGACUAAGCACAGAUCAGCAAAAAGAUCUCCGUGCAUCACCUCUCGUGAGUCUUGCCUACACAAAAGAAUGGGAUCCGCUUGGCGAUAGCAGAAACGGAGCUGAGUUCUCACAACAAGAGCCUCAUCUCUUUGUUGUUAAUAGUAGCUUCAGGUUUAACUUAGAAGACAUUGAAUCUGCAACACAGUGUUUCUCAGAAGCUAACAUAAUGAGCAGAAACAGCUUCACCUCAGUGUUCAAAGGAGUCCUCAGAGAUGGUUCUCCCGUAGCUAUCAGAAGCAUCAACAUAAGCAGUUGCAAGAACGAAGAAGUCGAGUUCAUGAACGGUCUAAAGCUUUUAUCUUCGCUAUCACACGAAAAUUUAGUGAAGCUACGCGGAUUCUGCUGUUCUAGAGGCAGAGGAGAGUGUUUCCUCAUCUAUGAUUUUGCUUCAAAAGGAAAGCUUUCGAACUUUCUUGAUUUACAAGAAAAAGAAACCAAUCAGGUUCUUGCUUGGCCUACAAGAAUCUCCAUCAUCAAAGGGAUUGCAAAAGGUAUUGCUUACUUACAUGGAAGUGAUCAACAGAAGAAACCUACAAUAAUUCACCGAAACAUAUCUGUCGAAAAAAUCCUACUCGAUGAGCAACUCAACCCGCUAAUCGCUGAUUCAGGUUUACACAACCUUCUAGCAGAUGAUAUGGUCUUCUCAGCACUCAAAACAAGUGCAGCAAUGGGAUACUUAGCUCCGGAAUACGUCACAACCGGGAAAUUCACGGAGAAAACCGACGUUUUCGCCUUUGGAGUCAUCAUACUCCAGAUAAUCUCUGGCAAACUCAUGCUUACAACUUCACUGAGACUUGCAGCUGAGGAUGGAGAAGUCAACGGUUUCAUCGAUGAAUAUCUCCGUGGAGAGUUUGAUAAACAAGAGGCGAUUGGAAUGGCGCGGAUUGGGAUAAGCUGUACACAAGAGAUACCAAACAAUAGGCCUAAUAUAGAGACAUUGCUUCAGGAGAUAAAAUUUAUGAAAGAAGAGUGAAUGAGUCUGUUUUUUAGUUAGUAAAGUAGUAACUUUGUUAAACUUUCUGCAAGAACCAAGAAGUAUGAUUAUCCGGUUGAGUAGAAUCACACCAAUUGGUUUUGUUUGUCUUUAGCAAGAACCGGGUCGUUUUAUAAAUUGAAUUUAUGUAUAUAAAUUAGAAAUAAGAUAUUAACACAAAACAUACACACAUACAAUUACAACUUGGAUCGUUUGGCUAAUGAAAGUGUGUAAUGGUUUCUGUUUAUUGAGGAGCAUACAGCUGAGAGCAACUAAGUAUUGCAGACUUGGAGCUACGCUUCAAGCUUACUCGAGAAUAUAGUUUGUGGAGAGUUAAGUCCUAAGGGAAGAUGAAUUCUGGGCUACAAGAAAGAAGCUACUUGGUAAAGAGUCCAUCAGACAGUCGAAACAACAGGUCAGGCUCAAGAGCAUGAUGGUUUCUAGCAUCAAACUAUCUACUGAUGGGCAGAUAUGAUCAUGUGAAAUUUCAGCUGGUUUACUAACCAUUUUCUUCACUCUUUUCCUUAGGGUGACAUUUACCUAGACCCCCUGACCCUGAGAUAAUUUUUCAGUACGCUUUCAGAUUUUUACUGAGAAGCCGGCUGUUCGGCAGGCAUUCAUAAAUUUUCCGAGUCAGACUUUACAGCACCAAAAAAUACAGCAGAAGCUGCUGAGAAAGAGGAACUCGCUGUCUUUCCAGUCCGCACGAAAGACAACACAGUCACAACUCGGACCUCAUCAUUUUUUUGAGUGUUGGUUUUUACGUAUUGUCACCUUAUGGUAAUGCUUAAUUUUAAUUUUCCGUAACACAGAACCAUGGGAUCCAGCGUGAUGGCAUCAUGGAUGUUGUUGAACCACCAGAAUGAUCAGUUUAAAAGAUCCCUUUUGCAAGAUCUUAAUCGCCAUGCUACUGUUGUAUUGGAAGGCAGAGUCUUUGAUAAAAACACCUCUAAGCACCUCUUUCGAAUUUGUAUAGUUCACGAAAUGGAAACAUGUACUUUUGGCCUUUUUGACUUUAGUUCUUGGUGGUAAGUUUACAAUGGUGCUAACUUAUUACUUAAAUUCGAAAGCAGAUGUUGAGUCAGAAGA